Messenger RNA from Hibiscus syriacus, 1261 nucleotides. Its product is annotated as protein SCO1 homolog 1, mitochondrial-like. Gene Ontology annotation, biological process: mitochondrial respiratory chain complex IV assembly. The record is from RefSeq and is a predicted model, not a curated record. The coding region runs from base 51 to 1028 and encodes 325 amino acids. The transcript is spliced from 7 exons. Lineage: Eukaryota; Viridiplantae; Streptophyta; Magnoliopsida; Malvales; Malvaceae.
AAGUUUGAAGAGUGAAAGAGCAAAGGAAAUAGAAUCCUUUUCAUUCAGCCAUGGCUACCGCUCUCUGGAGAAACGCAAGUCGUUUACGAAACGUUCAUCGUUGUCUUCAUGCCCGCAGUCUAAGCCAAUUCAGAUCCCCUAUUCCAUCUUCAACCACAAUCGCCAAUUCUUUUCACGGUCCAUCUCUCCUUUCCUUGCGACCGGUUAUUCCUGUUGGAGCUGAAUUCAAAUCAUUGGGAAUUUAUGGAAGAUAUUUAUCUAAUUCCACCACAGCUCCUAAUGAAAAUCAAGAGAAAUCAUCUUCAUCAUCAAAAACCAAUCCUGAAGGAACCCAAAACACCGGAGAUUCGCAACAGAGCAGUGGUGCUGCAGGGAAACCUGUUCGCGGCGGGCCUGUUUCUUGGUUGAGUUUACUGCUGCUGCUUGCCACUGGAAUCGGUAUUAUCCUUUACUACGACAGUCUAAAGAAACGACAUAUUGAAGAAAUAAGUAAUGCUUCAAAGGCUGUUAAAGAAGGGCCAUCUGCUGGAAAAGCAGCCAUCGGGGGGCCGUUCAGUCUUAUAAGUGAUGAAGGCAAACACGUUACUGAGAAGGACUUUAUGGGGAAGUGGAGUUUGGUAUAUUUUGGCUUCACUCACUGUCCAGAUAUCUGCCCAGAUGAGUUGCAGAAGCUAGCUGCUGCUAUUGAUAAAAUAAAGGAAAAGGAAGGGAUAGAAGUUGUGCCUGUAUUUAUCUCUGUGGAUCCUGAAAGAGAUACCGUUGAGCAAGUACAUGAAUACGUGAAAGAAUUUCAUCCAAAAUUAGUGGGUUUAACAGGUAGCUCUGAUGAGAUAAAGCAAGUUGCUCGUGCAUAUCGAGUUUAUUAUAUGAAGACAACAGAGGAAGAUUCAGACUACCUUGUCGAUCAUUCCAUAGUCAUGUACUUGAUGGAUCCUAAGAUGGAAUUUGUAAAGUUUUUCGGGAAGAAUAAUGAUAUCGAUUCACUGACCGAUGGUGUAAUCAACGAGAUAAAGCAGCACAAAAAGUAGAGAUGUACUUUUUGAGGUGAAAUUCUUGUUUGUUGGAUUUGGAUUAUACUCUGGCAUGGAGACUAACAUUCUUUUCGUAGUUUCUCAUGAAAAGAACACGAGUUAUAUUCAUGUUGAAAGAAUUUUGUGUUAGAAGUCUAAUUAGUACUGGUGCUGGGAAGCUUGAGCAAUAGAUUGCAAUUGUACUUGAAAAUAAAAUGCUAAAUUGCAUGAAUGGAUGAGAUUUGAUUUUG